Messenger RNA from Dermochelys coriacea (leatherback sea turtle), 7888 nucleotides. RefSeq names its product USP6 N-terminal like (gene USP6NL). The record is from RefSeq and is a predicted model, not a curated record. Bases 2951 to 5476 code for a protein of 841 amino acids. The transcript is spliced from 15 exons. Lineage: Eukaryota; Metazoa; Chordata; Testudines; Dermochelyidae.
AUUAUAACUUCUUACUUCAGAUGCAAACUGAGUGCAGGGUAAAAUAUUUUUAGAUUACUGAAAUUGCCUUUAAACCAGCAGUCCCUUUGCUCUUUCCUUAUGUGUCUUGGAAACUAAUAAUUUCAGAUGUUAUAUUUUAUUCAUUUGCUGCCUGUCAGAAUUUCAGAUAUACCCUUGUGAAAGCUCUGAAUCUGUUACCUUUUGAAGGAUAAUAGCAGUUUAGGUUUAUGGGGAAAGUAAAUUACACCAAAAUAAUUUCUUUGCACUUGGGCUCUGUUUUGAUCACUUUAUCAUGAUUUUAUGUAUAUAAAUUCUGUGGGUAUAUGACACACACUUGGUAAAUCUUCAGAACAAAGAUCCUAUGGUCUCUCUGCUUCCUGAUGACUGGAAAUGUACAUUCUUUCUUAUUUGAAAAGUCUGUGCAUCUAAGAUAAAAUGGUACUAAAAUUGAGUAUGCACAGAACAGUAAUUAGAGCUGAAUUUCUAAUUAUAAUUUUAAAGGAAUCUCAUACUCUUGUGCAUUGUAAAAUUCUACUUUGGCAUUGCAUGGAUGAUGCAAAUUGCAUAGAACAAGGCUAUCAUAUCCUGUAAUUUAGUUACAGCCCUGAUUACAUUCAUGAUAGUUUAGGUAGAAAUUACAGUUUACAAGAGGAAAGUUCAGUGUCAAUGCUGAUACAACGUUAGGUGGGAUAUGAGGUAUUUGGAUUUUUUUUUUUUCAAGUAGAUGUGAAUUUGGUGUUUCCUUCCCAUACUUGAGGUAUCUAAAUGCUCCUUUCAAAGCAAAGAGGUACUGAUAGCUCAGUGACUGUGUAGGCAAACAUGUCAGCAUUUAAAGCUCAAUAAUAACUUGCGUACCUCGGAAGGAUAUUAGAACCUGCUUUAUUCAUAGAGGAAUAUUGGCCAGGCUUAACUGUUUCAGAAAAGAGUACAGGACAUAAUGUAUUUACUUUCUACCUGGCUAGCUACCGGAAGGCAGAAAAGACAUUGAUUCAACAUCUUACAUGAAGAUAACCUUUCUAAGGGACACAUCUUCACUACAAGACAAAUAAUUAACUGUUUCCUGUCUGACUGAGGAGCAUGUGUGUUACAACACUUUUUAAUGUUGUUGGUAUGUAAGAAAACAGUCUAUAACUUUUGCAAAAAAAAACAAACAAAAACCCCAAACACCUUUUGUUAAAAAAUAAAAAAGAUGCUAAGUGACAAUGCUAUAGGUACUUACUGCAUCAUUUUAAACAUCCCCUCCUCCCCCCGCCCCAAAUUUUACCACACAGUAAUAAAUAUGCUCUUCUUAACUGUAAAAUGCAUAUUUGAUCACAACACAGUAGCCUCCACUCUACCCCCUACCCCUAUAUUAUUCUUUCAUCAGUAAUCUCAAAAUACUAACACACAAUCUUAAAAGAAAUAAAAAUAUAAGAACUACAUGUACAUAUUGAUCAGCCUCAAAUGCAAUCCACGUACACACUUUUACUGUAAAUUUGAUAACGUUACACCUUUUUUAAACUACAUAUGCAGCAUUAUUCUUGAGGAACAGAAAGUAUACUUCAGCAUAAAAAUAUUUACUGAUAAGUCUCAUUUAACAGCAUAUCUUCAAAGAAAAUAUUUAGAUAGUGCAAUCAUUUAUCACUGCCCUUCUUCUCCCCCCCGCCCCCCCGAUUAGAGUUCAGGUUACAAUAUAGUGAAAUACACAUUUCUUCAUACUUAAUAAACACACACUUUGCACUUAAUAUGUGGGCAGUGUAAAAUUUAUGAUUACCUUAACUACUAAUUUCCUUAGUUUUUAGGGUGCUUGGAUUUUGUAAAUGAUGUGGUGGAUAGCUAUGUUGUCACUUAACAACACUGACUGUUUUUCAAAACUAAGGGUUUGUUUUUGUUUAUAGAGCUGUGUUUUCCUGUCCACGUCAGCAAUACAAAGUAUUGUAAUACAGAUACCCCUACUAAAGCAGAGCGCUGUGCUAGUAUGCUGUUUUUCCUGUAGUGUAGGUGAGACAAUAUCCCCCUGAAAACGCAUUUGAGUGCAGGGCUCUGGUUCGCCAGUUGACUCCACACAUGCAGUCCCAAUUGCAAGAUUGGGGCCCAAAUCUGUAUAAUUCCAGCCAUAAGGAUAUUCCAAUAUAAUAACUGUAAUUAGUGUAGUAAGUGAUUAAAUGUAGUGAACGUUACAUUUGCUAAUUUUGACAUCAAUAAUCAAAAGAAAACUGACAGGACUGCAGUUCUAAUGAUAUAUUUUAACUAGGCAUUUUAUUUUUGUUUAAGCUGUGUGUGCUUAGAUGUUCAAUUUAGCAGUCAUUCAUGGAGAGAAUCAACAGGACUUGAAAUGUCAAAUUUUUUCUUUAGUAAUUGCAGCAUCUCACAAAUUUGUGAUCUUUGUUUUGCUUUUAAAUAUGGUUACUCAGCGUGCUUCCAUUUUCUUCUCCCUCCUAAGUCUGUCCUUCUCACAUUCCCUCCAGUGCACAGGGCCUGGUUGCAAUAUUCAUUGGUGUUUAUAAAGCCACAGCACUGUUAACAGUCUUCUUUCUAGCUGUCCCUUUUGCCGGUUUUAGCAAUUGAUCCAGCAGUGGGAGCUGGCUCAACAGUACAUGACUAUGCUCUUUCCUUUACUCUUUUGGCAUUUGCUGCAAAUCUGUAAAUGUUAUGCUCUGUCACACUUUUUAAAGAAGUUUGAUAAUUGUCUCUCCUUGUGUGUAUUCUCUUUAGCCUUAUGAGAUGAAGAGAGUUGAGACUUGAAAUCUGAGUCAGCAGAAGGAAUUAUCUGGCUUGACUAGCACAGGUGGUCAAACUCUGCAAGUUAUAUUUGGUUCUGGAAAGAAGAAAUAGAUCAUAUUAGAGAAAAUUCCUUAGUUUACAGAAAGUCUAUUCCUGUGCAGGACAUGUAUACCUCUGAGAAAUCUUUUCCAAGAAGAUACCUUGGUUCUAUACCUGUCUCGGGCUAUAUGCAAAGAAGUUUCCAGUCAUGAAUUCAGAUGCCGAGCAGGAUGCUGCUAUCAAACUUGCCCAAGAACGAGCUGAGAUAUUUGCCAAGUAUGACAAAGGACGAGAGGGUGCCCAGAUUGAACCUUGGGAAGAUGCAGACUACCUUCUAUACAAAGUCACAGAUAGAUUUGGUUUUCUACAUUCAGAGGAGCUUCCUUUUCAUGAUGCAGCAAUAGAAAGGCAAAAGCACCUUGAAAUUGAAAGAACUACAAAAUGGCUAAAAAUGCUGAAAAGCUGGGAAAAAUACAAGAACAGCGAAAAGUUCCAUAGGAGAAUUUAUAAAGGAAUCCCACUGCAGCUGAGAGGUGAAGUCUGGUGUUUACUACUUGAUGUCCCUAAAAUGAAAGAAGAAAUGAAAGACUUUUAUAAUAAAUUAAAACAUCGAGCACGGGGGUCUUCACCAGAUAUCAGGCAAAUCGAUCUUGAUGUAAAUCGAACAUAUAGGGAUCAUAUCAUGUUUAGAGACAGAUAUGGUGUUAAGCAACAAUCCUUAUUCCAUGUUUUAGCUGCAUAUUCGAUAUAUAAUACGGAGGUUGGAUACUGUCAGGGAAUGAGCCAGAUCACAGCUUUACUCCUCAUGUACAUGAAUGAAGAAGAUGCCUUUUGGGCCCUGGUGAAACUACUCUCAGGUCCUAAACAUGCUAUGCAUGGCUUUUUUGUUCCUGGUUUUCCAAAACUGUUGCGGUUUCAAGAACAUCAUGAGAAAAUAUUGAAGAAGUUUUUGUCUAAACUUAAGCAACACUUUGACUCCCAGGAGAUUUCCACUAGCUUUUACACAAUGAAGUGGUUUUUUCAGUGUUUCCUUGAUCGUACUCCCUUUACAUUAACUCUCAGGAUAUGGGAUAUCUACAUACUUGAAGGAGAGCGAGUUCUCACUGCUAUGUCUUACACAAUUCUGAAACUACAUAGAAAACAUCUGCUGAAAUUACAAAUGGAAGAACUUGUGGAAUUUCUUCAGGAGACUCUAUCGAAGGAUUUCUUCUUAGAAGAUGACUUUGUAAUAGAGCAGCUCCAAAAUUCGAUGUCUGAACUGAAACGAGCAAAGGUGGAUCUACCAGCAGCUGGUAAAGAAGAUGAAUUUCCAAAGAAGCCAUUGGGACAAAUUCCAUUGGAACCUCAGCCUGCCAUGCUUAAUCUUACUCGUAUGCUCAAUGGACAGAGCAACACUAGUAUUUCAAGAACACAGACAGCAAGAAGGACAGAAAGGAGACUAUCUCCUGAAAAAGUACAAGAAAAUUCACCAAAUAACCGAAGAAGAAUUAAUUUACUGGAAAGGAAGCCUUCUUUAAAACAACAAAAGCCUGGACCAGUAGACCAGAGUGGGCUAUCUAAGAAUGACGUAAAUAUCAGAAAAAAGCCUCAGUCAACAGUACAAGACAAUUCUAGACAAUAUAACAAUGCAGCUGCUAACCAAAAUUCUAAUGCUACUUCAGAUUCAAGAAGGGAAUUUGUACCUAAAUGGAAUAAACCUUCAGAUAUCAAAGUUAUUGAAAAGACUACAAAACUUACUGUGGAGAUAAAAGGUAGGUCAGUAAACCAUGCUAUUUCAGGUACGCCACCAAGUCCUGGUAAAUCACAGCCAUUGAAUGUAAAGCAAAAGAUGAGAGAUUUGGAUGUUGAUGAAGGUAAGCGAGGGUCUAACGCAUCGCAGUAUGACAAUAUUCCAGGUGUUGACCAUGAGAAUCCUGUUGAGGAGAUGCUAGAAAGAGCUCAUCCGCAAAUUCCCAGGAAUGUAACAUACUCUAGUAGUCCUAGAAAGCAAGGUGCAAAAAUUCCUGGCCCACUAAAAAUAUCCAACAAUUAUGCCAUCAGUUCCCAACCGAGAAGCCCAAGAUAUUCAUCUCAGUCUGAUGGGUCAGAUCACAGAUCAAGUGUUAAACAACCACCACCAUCUUAUAGUAACCCAUCUAUGUACCAUGGAAACACUCCAAAGCAUGCCUCCAGCGCAAUUAGUGCAAGUUUUAUACCUUCACAGUAUAAUCAUGGGAAUCGAACCAACACUUCUGGUAGACCAUAUGAUAUCUUUUCAACAGAUUUUUCUCCAGAUAUACCACAUAUGAACUCCUAUCCUGCCAAUCGCCAAAAUCCUAUUUCUCCACCUUCUAGUCGAAUAGAAGUCUUACCUGUUGAUGCCUAUCCUGGCAACUCUAGAUCAUCUGCAGGUGUCAAAUUUAUAAUUCCUCCAGUGGAUUAUUUGCCAGACAACAGAAAGAGGCUGGAUGCAGUUUAUAUGUAUAGACAUGAGAUAUAUGGGCAGCCCUGGAAACAAGAUGCUAACCAAAGCCAUUUGGGUAAUUUACAGAAGUAUCCAGCCUUUCAGCCAACACCUAUUCAGGACCAUAAUCUUCCAACUGUUUCCGUGGAUAGUCCAAUAAGAUAUAGGACUUCACCAACCUUGGAAGAACAUGGUUCAGCACAAUAUCAAUAUUCAGGCCCACCAGCCCCUGCCCAACACUACAGAAACCAAAAUGAUGGGAUGUCUAUGCAUGAAUCAGUGCUUCUGUGAGAAUCAAUCAAUGCUAACGAAAGAGCAAGAGCUGAAAACAUUAGAUAUAUAUUGCUGUGUUUAUAAUUGUCCAAGUCAGUAUUUUAUAAAGAAUGUGGGCAGUUCAUGCAAUUCUCUGAUAAAGUAGUAACAUUAUUUCAAAGCAGUUUUAAACUUUGGCUGAAAGGUAGUUGAGUUUUUAAACUUGCAUUGAACCUGUUGAAAGGGAUCUGAUGCACAUAAACAUAGCAAUAGUGGUAGAGUCAUCUGCAAAUUGUGUCUAACACUACCAUGUUUCUGAAAUUUAAAUAAUUUGCACAGAGCUAUGAUCUUUCUGCCUAGCAACUGUAACACAUUUGCAAGCUGUAUUUUGACUGACAUUAGAAUGCAGUAAGUGUGCUUGUGCAAGUACACAACCAUUUACAUGGAGAAGAACUAAAGAGACUAAAAUGUAGAUGCAUUUACUCUUGGGCUAGGUUAGUGAAAUACUUUUAUUUCAGUUUAAUUAUUUUCUUUGUAAUUUAUUUGAUAAAUGACCCAUUCAUUUUGGAUGGCCUUCCCUGUCUUUGUAUACAAACUGCCUCAGUAACCCAGGAUCUGAUUGAAGUUGGAGAGAUACUCUGGGUUGUUAAUGUAAUCUUACAUGGGAUGCUAUUUCCCAGUUAAUCUCCAUUCCUUUGGCUGCUAUUUUGCCUUUCCCUCAGCCAGAAGGAACAGACAAGCAAAACCAUGGAGCCAAAAAGGGUAUCACUCUAUUCUGGCCCACAAAUGGUGCUUAAAAUCAGGGCAGUCUGAGCGUAGCAAGUCUUUAGGGUAUGGGUGAACUUUCAGCACGGAAUCUGUACCUUUGUACCCAAAUCCAAUGUUGCAAAGCAAUGCUUUGUGUUCCCAUUUAAGUCCUCUGAACUAUUUGAGCACAACGUAUACAAUGCUAGAAGCAGAAACUGUGUUGCAUUCUCAUGGUGUGCAGCUUCCCAUGGGGUCUAACUUAGCAAACCAGUCAUAGUGUGAGCUGGAUUACCAAACAGUCCUCUUAUUGGUACAAGAGAAUUGCCCGUCACUUGAAAAUUGGGGGCAGAAUAUGGGGAUUGUGUAGCUAUUUUGACCCUCUUUGUGUGACGUAGGGUUGCCAACCCUGCAGGAUUGUCAUGGAGUCUCCAGGAGUUAAAGAUGAAUCUUCAAUUAAAGAUUGUCAUGUGAUGAAAUCUCCAGGAAUACAUCCAACCAUAAUUGGCAAACCUAGUGCUAUAUGCAUGCAUUCAGUGCUCUUUCCCACGAGCUCGAUAAUGUCAGUUCAAUGACAUGUUUUGCUUUUGCCCUCCUUUUUCCAGAAAGCAAUAGGUUCAUAUCCAGGGUUGGGCAAGUGCUGCUGCACUGUCAGGCUAUUGAGAGAUUAUGCGAUGGGCAACCCUGACUGUUAAUAAGAAGCUUAAUAGACUCUUUGUAAUUAAAUAUUUUUUUAAAUUAGUGUUUGCAGCCUUUUGUACUCUACAUUCUCCUCGGCUUUCAUCCACUGUGAAAAGAAAAAAAUUGCAGAUUAAGUGGCGUACUUGGGGUGCAGGCUUGUGAGCUGCUGAAUGUAGGAAUUACUAAGCACUCUGAACUCUCACUGAAGUUAAUGAGAGCUGAGGGUGACAGGCCUCUUGCAAGACUGAGUCCUUAGAGCUUUUAACAGAAAAGAUUUAUAAUACUUAAAUACCAAAACACUGGUAGGUUCUGGGACACUUAAAAAUCAGUCUUUGUUUGGGGAGGUUUUUGUCAUUUGCAUUUUCUUGGGGUGAGUUAGUUGAGUACAUUGAACACUAGAAAAUAGAUAAAUUUUUCUGUUAAAGAAGGAGCUGUAGUGCCUAUUCUUGCUGCAGGUUAGCCGUCUAGGUUUUAAGGUACAAAAGUCAAUUUAAAAAAAAAAUGGAAGUAACAUUUAGUAUAUUUCACACACUUCUUUUGUGUAUAUAAUGAGCGGUGUAAUUUUUAAUGAACUGGGCAGUUUUAUAUUUUAAAGAUUGCAAACUGCAGUGAAGUAACAGUAGCUAAGCACUACACUGAAAAACUCUAAACUGAAAUUGAGAUGAUGAAUAUUACUUGGGCUUACCUUGGUUCUGAUUGCUUAUAGCAGCUUAGCAAUGUAUGUAUAUAAUGUGGUUAAGUGUAAUAAUCACAAAGUUUUAACCAUGGUUCUGUGAUUCAUAAUAAAUAAAGCUGUACAAUUUACUUUGUGCUAGCAGCCUGGGACUGCUCCAAAAUAUGUAUCAACACUAGUAAAUACUGUAGAUUUUUAUAUAUAAAAUAUAUACACACUAUUUUCUUAUGUCAUCUGCAACAGUUUUUUAACUGUGUAUUCUAUUUUGAUGUGGUUGCAUUUUUAACAUGUAUAAUAAUAAUAAUAGUAGUAAUAAUAAUAAUAAUAAUAAAGUCUAUGUUGUGUCUUUUUUA